Quercus lobata is the source of this 441-nucleotide messenger RNA. RefSeq names its product secreted RxLR effector protein 161-like. Lineage: Eukaryota; Viridiplantae; Streptophyta; Magnoliopsida; Fagales; Fagaceae. The transcript has a single exon. The coding region runs from base 1 to 441 and encodes 146 amino acids. The record is from RefSeq and is a predicted model, not a curated record.
AUGGCAUUCAAUGAGAAAUUGCACUUAGAAGAUGGCGCAGAAAAAGUUGAUGCUAGAAAUUAUCGAAGUUUGGUUGGAAGCUUAAUUUAUUUAACAAACACAAGGCUAGAUAUUGUGCACCCAGUCAAUCUUAUUUCUAGAUUCAUGAAUGAACCAAGCAAAAUCCACCUCACAACAGCAAAAAGAAUUCUACGCUACCUAAAAGGUACAAAGAAAUUUGGCAUCAAAUAUGUGAAAGAAAAAGAUAGCAAGCUAGUGGGAUAUACAUAUAGCGACUGGGCAGGUUCAAUUGAUGAUUGCAAGAGCACUUCUGGUUACUUAUUCUGCCUAGGUACAAAACCAAUUUCUUGGUCCUUAAAGAAGCAGAAAAAUGUUGCAUUAUCAUCCGCCGAAGCCAAAUACAUAGCAGCAACAAAUGCAGCAUGUGAAGUAGUAUGGUAA